Perkinsus marinus ATCC 50983 is the source of this 3450-nucleotide messenger RNA. RefSeq names its product Lysosomal alpha-mannosidase precursor, putative. Gene Ontology annotation, molecular function: carbohydrate binding; alpha-mannosidase activity. Gene Ontology annotation, biological process: mannose metabolic process. The record is from RefSeq and is a predicted model, not a curated record. The transcript has 23 exons. NCBI's taxonomy places the organism in Eukaryota, Perkinsozoa, Perkinsida, Perkinsidae. The coding region runs from base 1 to 3381 and encodes 1126 amino acids.
AUGGCGAUCGUACUUCACUUCAUCCUACUCUUGACAGCGAUCGCCACAGCCGUCGAUGAUACCAGCAGAGAGGCUAAGACCACGAUGCUGAGGGUGGACGGUAACCUUAUGGAAAUACCACUCUCGCCCGGAGGGCCAUACAACACCAGUGGUGGUCCGAUCAUUGAUGACCCCCGCGUUAUCAAUUUUGCUGCCAAGGUACACUUGGUUCCCCACACCCAUAACGACCUUGGAUGGUUGAAGACUGUAGACCAGUACUUUGCUGGCAGCCGAAACGCCAUCCAGAACGCUAACGUCGGGCUCAUACUAGAUUCGGUUAUCGCCGAGCUACAACUGGACAAAAACAGAAAAUUCAUCUACGUCGAGAUAGCGUUCUUCGUCCGAUGGUGGAGACGACAGUCCCAAGCCACAAAGAGAAUCGUGAGGCAACUGGUGGCUGAAGGCCGACUCGAGUUCAUCAAUGCUGGUUGGGUCAUGAACGAUGAGGCCGCAACUCUGUACACUGAUAUCAUCGACCAACACACUGCAGGCGCACUGAAGAUCGCUACAGAGUUCUCCACGGAUGCCUCUCCUCGAGUGGGAUGGCAAAUAGAUCCCUUUGGUCACUCCAGUUUCCAGAAUAAAGCCUUUAGGGAGAUGUGCUUCGAUGGUUGGCUUGUUGGCCGAGCUGAUGCUCAAGACAUGGCGAUAAGAGAGGCUACUGGAGCUCUUGAGAUGGUGAUCCCGUUCCCAUUCAAAAUGGACGGUGUAAAAGUCUACAGGUACUCUCCUCCCACAGGAUUCAAUUUCGAUGUGCUCGGUUAUGAUCCACCUGUACAGGAUGACCCCAUGCUUGAGGACGUCAACGUCACGCAUAAGUUGGACUCCCUGCGCGAUGUGAGGCCUCCUCUGGCAGGAAGGCUCAUGAACGGAGAGAGUGGGAAAAGCCAGAAUAUCAUCCUAACGAUGGGUAUGGAUUUCAACUACCAACAGGCGAAGACUUGGUUUCAAAACAUGGACAAGCUCAUUCACUAUUCGAAGUUAGUGGCCGACCAGCAGCUGAGCAACCCGAGAGAUAGCAGUCACAUUCUCAACGUCUUCUACAGUAAUCCGAGGAUCUACAUCAAGUCCCGCCAUGCGCAAUAUGAUGGUGGUGUCGGCCUCCCUAUUAAAGACAGCGAUGAGGACUUUUUCCCUUACGGAGAUGGAUACUUUACAUCUCGGCCCAACUUUAAGGGUAUGGUCCGAGGCGCGGGUAGGACUUAUACUGCCGCGAGGCAGUUGGUGGCCACAGCCGUCCACAGAGCUCAACAGGAUCAACUCCGGAGUCUUGAGAGGAUGACCGACGCUGUUGGUAUAGCUCAGCAUCAUGAUGCUAUUACUGGCACCGAGAAGCAGCAUGUUGAUGAUGACUACUGUAAGAAACUGCACGAGGCAACAGAAGGGGUUAUGGAAUCCAUUGUCAUCCCCGAGACCAUGUCGAGGUUUGGUCUUACCAAUGGUGGUGGCUACUGCCCUCUCCUCAAUGAGAGUAUAUGUUCCUGGACCGAAGAACUUUCGACAAGACCCUUCUCGGUUUUGAUAGCGGUCUACAAUCCCCUUAGUCACCCCAUCACCUCCGUCGUAUCGGUGCCCAUUGCGUCACCGAAGCAAGAAGCGGAGUCUCCCGAGGCUGAUGAUAGUAUCGAGCGUCAUUCGGUUCAGAGAAGCCUUAUGGGGUCAUUGAAGCGCCACUGCCAAGGGGUGGCAGUCGCUGUUGAGAAGGCGGCAAGCAGGCAGAGUGUAAAGAGCUGGGUGACUGAUAACGACCACCAUCGUGGCACCCCUACCCCUACACUAUAUUUCACAGCAGAGGAUGUCCCUCCAAUGGGGUCGGCAAUCUACCGGAUCACUUCCGGAGCCAACGGGCACACAGCAACCUGCCCACAACAAGAGCAACAGCCUAGUGGCCGGUUCUCUGCCCCGUCCAGAACAACUGUUGGCAACGAAAACUAUAAGCUAUUUUAUCAAGGAGAUGGGGGCAGUGGGGGACCGUACCGCUUCACUUUGAAGAACUUGAAGGCUGGUUUAGAGGUAAAGUUUAACGUCACCCUUGCAUACUAUGAAAGCUCUGUGGGUUAUGGCGGUGACAUUUACGGACGUCAAGGCCAAGCCUCGGGGGCCUACAUAUUCCGACCCGAUUGUCCGGAGGCACCAUAUGUUAGAUCGAUUCGAUCCUGCCGACCGGAGGUGGCCUUCAGUCCUACAAUGCUCAUGGGCCAAGCUGAUGAUGGGAAUACACUGCGGGUGAAUAUUGCUCAACAAUCAUUAGAGAAAGAGGAUGAGGGAGAUUCGCCAGCUCUCAUCGGGAGCUUAUCUUUGAGCAUCUCGCCGAAGGAGUCUGCUGUGGUGAUAUCGUGGGAUGUGGCGAUCGACGUUGGCGACGGUGUUGGGAAGGAGGCCGUCCUUCUACUGGACACGGACAUCAAUAAUCAUGAUGGAGACUUCGUCACGGACAGCAACGGUAGGGAUUGGGUACAUCGCAGGGUCAACUACCGCAAGGAUUGGCAGCUGAAUGUUACCGAUCCCGUGGCCAUGAACUAUUACCCGAUUAACUCAGGCCUGAGGAUUUCCGAUCAGGUCGGUGAAGGGAGUAACGCUCGGCAGCUCACUCUUGUGCCCGAUCGAGCUCAUGGUGGAGCCUCACUGCUACCAGGCCAACUCGAGAUAAUGAUCCAUAGGAGAACGCUAGUUGACGAUGGCCGAGGCGUUGGAGAGCCUUUGGAUGAGGUAGACUGUGUAGAGUCAUUGUGCCUGCCUAAAUUGGUAACGGGUGAGACGCGCCUCCUGCUAGAGCCCAUGAGAACGUCGACGACCGAAGAAGAGUCCCACGACAACUAUCGAGAGAUGGCUCACCAGGUCCGUCUGCCUCUUCUGCCUGUCUUCGCUCAUGAUGAUCCCAAGAACCCGCCUAAAGCCGAUAACUGGUCCUCUCUUGCGGGGCUAAAAGCUUCCAAGCAUUUUCCCCAAGAGAUCCAAAUUCUAACGCUGGAGGUGUUGCAUGUCAACAAUACUCCUAAGCUCUACUAUGAGAAGGCCUGUGCCGAUCGCCGAUGUGCAUUGCUUCGCGUGGCCCAUACUUAUGCUCAGGAGGAGGGAGGUGCCCCCGUCCAACUUGAUCUAGCUGGGAAAGGAACUCUCUUGAAAGACUUUGAGCUAGGUCCCGGCUUCGAGGUAACCCUCAACGCGGGCAGAGACAUCGAGACCGCUGAGGAGGAACGAUUGAAAUGGUCCGCGCACGGGGUUCAAAGUCAAAGCCCCGUUUAUGAUGGAGGAGGUCACAGCGGCCUCGCAGUUGAUUGGGGAAACGUGGAGCUUCAGCCUCUGCAGAUCCGCACUUUCAUCGUUUCAUUGCUCUUGUGAUACACACAACUCAGCCCAUCUUACAGUAUGUACUUUCUGAAGAGUUUAUUUUCUUGAAUCUUGAUUUCG